AUGGCCACUAACGAAUGUAUCGUACAUUCUCGCAAAACUCUAUCCAAAUUUCAUGCUGCUGUUAAUCAACUUCGUCUUGAAAAACUGUUUUCUAAUGAUGUUUAUCGAGAAUUACCCAAACGAUGUUGUUCAUGUAAUGGAAAGCAAGGUUUAAAGACAAUAGAUCUUGAACCUCUACGUGAAUUGUCUAAGGAAAUAAUGUUGUCAGCAGCAUCUACUGUUAAAAUUCGAUUUUCAUCAUAUGAAAAUAGAUCGUUGUUGAUGGAAACUGAGGAAGACAACGCUGAUAAAGAAGAAAUGGAUACAGAAGAUCUAACUGAUACGACAGAAGAUGAUACAUCUGAAGAUUCAAUGUCGACAAGUGAUACUGAGAAAAGCGAUAGCCAACGUAAAUUAUCGAAUGAAGAAAUUAUUAAGGAAAAGUUUGCGAAAGAAACGUUCAAAGCUACGACAGCAACCGAUGGAUGCAUUGUGCAUAAUCCUAAAUAUCGAUCAAAAUUUAAUCAUGCUGUUAAUUUACUUCGUAUAAAACAGUUUAAAAAUUGGACUUAUCAUGAAUUACCAAAACGAUGUUGCUCGUGCAAUGGUAAAACAGGUCUGAAUGUAAUUGAUCUUAAUGUACUGGAAGGUACAUGUGAGGAAAUCGAAUUAAAUCCACCAAUCAAAACAGUAAUAGUGAAGCCUUCUCAUGUCUUGACCUUUCCAUUUGAAUCAACAUUAACAAUUCAAGAGCGUCGCACAAGAAUUUGCCGUUUUAUUGGAAAAAAAGGUCAAAACUUAACUAUGCUGCACAACAAAUACAAUGUUCGAAUUCAUAUUAUUGAUAGAUCUUCUCAUAAGAGACUACAUAAGAAGAUCAGUGAAGUACAAAAUAAAACGGUAAAGCGAGAUCUGAGUAAAGCGGAUGAACUCUACUUAUUAAUCACAGCAAAAAAUAAAUUAACAAUAGAUGUGAUUCCCAUUGAUGAAAUUAAACGUGAAAUAACUGAAAAAUGGGAAGAAGCAAGUGAAAUUAGAUUUAUCGAAAAAGAAUAUACUUUCGAUCAUGCGGAAUCAAGUAAGCGUUUUCAAUUUUUAUGUCUUCCAUUCGAAUCAGAAGUUUCAAUGGAAGCACGUAAAGACAUAAUCGGCCGUUUUGUUGGAAAAAAAGGGGAACAUUUACAUGGUUUGGAAAACAAUUACAAUAUUCGUAUACAUAUUAUUAAACAAGGAUCUUCUAAUGAGAAAUAUUUUCGACAACUGAUUGAACAACAAGAUCAAAGUAAUCAAGACAGUCUCUGCUUGUUUAUUACGAAGAAAAACAAAUCAGCAACUGAUGUAAUUCCAAUAAAUGAAGUUAAAGAAGAAAUAAGUAAGAAAUGGAAAGAAGCAAGUAUUGAGCCUCCUGAUUUACAAGGACCAUUUUAUUUUUUACCUCUUACAUUCGAGCCAAGAGUGUCUGUCCUGGAACGUUACAGAAAAAAUGGUCGUUUCAUUGGAAAAAAGGGUCAAAAUUUACGUACUUUGCAAGACAAACACAAUAUUCAUGUACACAUUGUGAAUCAACGGUCUUCUAAGAAUUUUCGUCGAAGACUUGCUAAAUUACAAGGUGAAGACAAAACGGAUAGUCUCUGUUUAUUAAUCACGAGUAAAAAUAAAUCGACAACAGAUAGAAUUCCUAUCGAUAAGAUCAAACAAGAAAUACUUCUACAAUGGAGAGGUGGAAAUAUAGGUCGUGGUUUUACCAAUAGCAAGAAAUCAUCAAAAUCCUACUAUCUAUCGAUUGCGGCGACUGAUCUAGCUUCCGAUGAUCGAUGGCAUCCAAAACGAAAUCGUCGUGGGAAAUAA
Messenger RNA from Rotaria sp. Silwood1, 1827 nucleotides. NCBI's taxonomy places the organism in Eukaryota, Metazoa, Rotifera, Eurotatoria, Philodinida, Philodinidae. The record is from the annotation of a GenBank genome assembly.